AUGUCUUCGACAUAUGCUGCGAUUCCACGUCCAGGAAAAGAGGAAACGACCGUUGUCUCGCCUAUCAGGAACCUAUCAAUUCACCCAAGCAUCGGACACAACAACUCAUCGCAUGCCCUGGAUAUGAGUUCCACCGAGGUUUUCCACCAUGGUCAUGGGCCAACAGAUGGAGAAACCUACUGGUUCUGUGGAGAAUGUCGCGAGGGUCCUUACGGGUCCUGGAUCCCUUGCUGUCUGAAUUGCGGUCACCAAGGUGGCGCAUACUGCGCUGCGGGUACUUGCAUCGUGGAAUCGAGGUAG
Plenodomus lingam JN3 is the source of this 300-nucleotide messenger RNA. RefSeq lists its product as uncharacterized. The record is from RefSeq and is a predicted model, not a curated record. NCBI's taxonomy places the organism in Eukaryota, Fungi, Ascomycota, Dothideomycetes, Pleosporales, Leptosphaeriaceae.